AUGCUUUCCAGGUUGCUCUGCUCAGCCGCUCAGGCUUGUCGCACGUCAUGCGUGCCAUGCGGCCUCAAACCACUUGUGAGAAGUACUCUUCGAUUUACACCCAGAAACUUUUCGACGGUCACCGAUCGAAUUGCCGAAGGUGUAAAGGAACCCUCUCGAAAAAUGGUGGGCGCGUGGCUGGGUGUUCUGACUGGAAUGACAUUUGGCGCAGUAGUACUUGGAGGUGUCACACGCCUUACUGAGUCGGGCCUGUCAAUGGUCGAUUGGCAUCCGUUUAAAGAGGUUCCACCACUCUCACAAGAGGAAUGGAUUGCGGAAUUUGAAAAAUACAAGAAAUUUCCCGAAUACGAACAUGUUGUGCGUGAACAAGGAGAGAUGACCCUUUCUCGUUUUAAGUUUAUUUGGCACAUGGAGUAUGGUCACCGUCAAUGGGGCCGUCUGCUAGGUCUUGUCUAUGCUCUCCCUGCUGGAUAUUUCUGGUAUACAGGACAGUUUACUAAACGGAUGAAGCCGCGAGUCAUCGCAUACGGUGUGCUCAUUGGUUGUCAGGCACGUUGGUAUAUGGUCAAAAGUGGAUUAAAGAAACCCCAACCGCCGGUUGGUGUUGAUCCGAACGAGGACUUCGUCGGGGUGCCUCGAGUGAGCCACCUCCGCCUGGCCGCUCACUUAAGCGCCGCAACUAUCCUCUACUCCCUCUUUUUGUGGGCCACCUUCAGUCACUAUGUGAAGCAUCCGAAGCUCUCCCACUUUGACGGAUUAUUGCGGCUCAAAAUUUUGGUACACUCCUCCAAAGCCCUCGUGUUCACAACACUCGUCUGGGGUGCAUUUGUGGCUGGCCUCGAUGCCGGACUGGUUUACAAUUCGUGGCCGAAGAUGGCCGACAGGUGGGUACCAGAAGACUUAAUCGUACCACGCUACGGUUCUACAAAACGGAACCUGAUAGACAACCCAACAGCAGUCCAGUUCAUGCAUCGCAUGCUAGCUUACACUUCGGUUGGCUGCGUCUGCGCCUUGUGGGGUCUCACGAUGGCCGCUGGUCGGGGCCGAACUGGUUCACGCAUUCGCAACGCUGCUCACCUCAUGCUAGCUGCGGUGUUUGGUCAGUCAGCACUCGGUGUACUCACUCUCAUCAACUACGUGCCGGUGUAUCUUGGUGCGAUGCACCAGAGUGGUAGUCUUAUCCUCUUCUCCACCCUUUUAUGGUUUUCGCAUUGUCUGCGCGCCGUCCCCAAAGUAUAG
Molecule: messenger RNA, 1239 nt
Organism: Dibothriocephalus latus
Lineage: Eukaryota; Metazoa; Platyhelminthes; Cestoda; Diphyllobothriidea; Diphyllobothriidae
Source: the annotation of a GenBank genome assembly